Knipowitschia caucasica is the source of this 1755-nucleotide messenger RNA. Lineage: Eukaryota; Metazoa; Chordata; Actinopteri; Gobiiformes; Gobiidae. The record is from the annotation of a GenBank genome assembly.
AUGCGCAGCCCUACGUCACACCCACCCUGGGCUCCGUCACACCCACCCUGGGCUCCGUCACACCCACCCUGGGCACCGUCACACCCACCCUGGGCUCCGUCACAUCCACCGUGGGCUCCGUCACACCCACCCUGCUCCGUCACACCCACCCUGGGCUCCGUCACACACCCACCCUGCUCCGUCACACCCACCCUGGCUCCGUCACACCCACCCUGGGCUCCGUCACACCCACCCUGCUCCGUCACACCCACCCUGGCUCCGUCACACCCACCCUGGGCUCCGUCACACCCACCCUGCUCCGUCACACCCACCCUGGCUCCGUCACACCCUGGGCUCCGUAACACCCACCCUGGGCUCCGUCACAUCCACCCUGGCUCCGUCACACCCUGGGCUCCGUCACACCCACCCUGGGCUCCGUCACACCCACCCUGGGCUCCGUCACACCCACCCUGGCUCCGUCACACCCUGGGCUCCGUAACACCCACCCUGGCUCCGUCACACCCACCCUGGGCUCCGUCACAUCCACCCUGGCUCCGUCACACCCACCCUGGGCUCCGUCACACCCUGGGCUCCAUCACACCCACCCUGGCUCCGUCACACCCACCCUGGCUCCGUCACACCCACCCUGGGCUCCGUCACAUCCACCCUGGCUCCGUCACACCCACCCUGGGCUCCGUCACACCCACCCUGGGCUCCGUCACACCCACCCUGGGCACCGUCACACCCACCCUGGCUCCGUCACACCCACCCUGGGCUCCGUCACAUCCACCCUGGGCUCCGUCACACCCACCCUGGCUCCGUCACACCCACCCUGGGCUCCGUCACAUCCACCCUGGGCUCCGUCACACCCACCCUGGGCUCCGUCACAUCCACCCUGGCUCCGUCACACCCACCCUGGCUCCGUCACACCCACCCAGGGCUCCGUCACACCCACCCUGGGCUCCGUCACACCCACCCUGGGCACCGUCACACCCACCCUGGCUCCGUCACACCCACCCUGGGCUCCGUCACACCCUGGGCUCCAUCACACCCACCCUGGCUCCGUCACACCCACCCUGGCUCCGUCACACCCACCCUGGGCUCCGUCACAUCCACCCUGGCUCCGUCACACCCACCCUGGGCUCCGUCACACCCACCCUGGGCUCCGUCACACCCACCCUGGGCACCGUCACACCCACCCUGGCUCCGUCACACCCACCCUGGGCUCCGUCACAUCCACCCUGGGCUCCGUCACACCCACCCUGGCUCCGUCACACCCACCCUGGGCUCCGUCACAUCCACCCUGGGCUCCGUCACACCCACCCUGGGCUCCGUCACAUCCACCCUGGCUCCGUCACACCCACCCUGGCUCCGUCACACCCACCCUGGGCUCCGUCACACCCACCCUGGGCUCCGUCACACCCACCCUGGGCACCGUCACACCCACCUGGCUCACACACCCACCCUGGGCUCCGUCACACCGGCUCGACACCCACCCUGGCUCCGUCACACCACCUGGCUCCGUCACAUCACCUGGCUCCGUCCCACCCUGGGCUCCGUCACACCCACCCUGGCUCCGUCACACCCCCUGGCUCCGUCACACCCACCCUGGCUCGUCACACCACCCUGGCUCCGUCACACUGGCUCCGCACUCACCUGGGCUCCGUCACAUGCACCCUGGGCUCCGUCACACCCACCCUGGCUCCGUCACACCCACCCUGGGCUCCGUCACAUCCACCCUGGGCUCCGUCUCACUGUGUGUUUGAGGAACUGUAA